UACUUGAGAUAUAAAAAAAAAUGAAACCAUUGGCAGGCAUUAAUGGCCUCACUGACUGUGAAGUGAAACUAGACUAGAAGAAAAGUAGACGAGACUCUAGAUCUAGUAGAAAUAGAUUUAGACUUUUGCCACAUUACAAAACGAUUGCAUUGAUCAGGGCAUCAUGGAUGGUUCUCCUCUCAGAAGUACUCAAGGAGAUGAAAGUGAGUCUGACUAUGAAAAUGAAAAUCUUCGACCUAGAGGUUUGACUGGACUUCAGAAUUUGGGGAAUACAUGUUACUUAAACUCUGCACUUCAAAGCCUUUCCAACUGUCCACCCUUGACUCAGUAUUUUCUGGAUUGUUCCCCAUUAAUCCCACCUGACAAGACUUUAGCCAGAAACUAUGCUAAACUUGUUCAAGAACUGUGGCACAAAAAAAGGCCCAGCUAUGUCGUGCCUAAUGGUGUUGUUUCAAGAAUUAAAACAGUUCACCCAAUGUUUAGAGGCUAUACACAACAGGAUGCCCAAGAGUUUCUGAGGUGUCUAAUGGAUCAGCUCCAUGAAGAACUGAAGUUACCAGAUGACAGUGAUAGCGAAGAAGAUGAAACUGUUGGUGCCAGGGGAGAUGACGAUGACGGCACUACUAAUGCCAACUCAAGCAAUAUUGCAUCUGAUCUUAAGAUUGUGCCUUGCGUCUCAAGACAGCCUUCAUAUGACUCUAUCAGUAGUCAGUCAGAAGAGUUAGAGUAUGAAACUUGUGACUCAGGUUUAAAUAGUGAGCAAAGUGGAUCAAGCGAUGAACUAGAAGAUGAAUCAACCCAUUUCAGAACACCAGAAGAUUGGAAUGAAUCGACUCAUUGUCCACUAGCGGAAUCUAGUGAGACUCCAAGGUCAACCACUGAUUUGGUUGCAAACACAAAAGAAAAGAAAGAGACAGCUAAUCUUCUAGAGAAAAAAAACGAAUUGGAAAUAUCUAAUAGAAGUCUUACUGGAAACAGAGCACUAAUGGAAGGGGGAGACUCUAGAGACUUGGCAAGUUGUACUGUACCCAUGGGAUCUCACCAGAAUCCAGCAGGUAAAUCAAGAAAUAAAAAAUUCCAAAGUAUCAUCUCUCAGACAUUUGAUGGGAAAAUUCUCAGCUCUGUGCGUUGCCUGAAUUGUAACACUGUGUCCACAACAAAAGAAACAUUCCAAGAUUUAAGUUUACCCAUACCUAACAAAGACCACCUAAGCAUGCUACAUGCAGGCUAUCCUGCUGCUACAGGGGUAGUACCUCCGAAAGGUGGAACUUGUGCAGAGGUCCAUCAAGGUUGGCUGUCUUGGAUUUAUUCAUGGAUGAAAAGCUGGAUCAUUGGACCAACUAUAACACUACAGCAUUGUCUCCUGGCUUUUUUCUCUGCCGAUGAGCUCAAGGGAGAUAACAUGUACAGUUGUGAGAAAUGUAAAAAGUUACGAAAUGGUUUGAAAUAUUCCAAAGUAUUGAAACUGCCAGAAAUCUUAUCCAUUCAUUUGAAGAGAUUUAGGCAUGAAUUCUAUUCGUCCAAGAUUGGAACCUAUAUAUCAUUUCCGUUGGAAGGUUUGGAUAUGGAGCCUUAUCUACACAGAGGGUGUAAAGACGAAGUAACUAUGUAUGAUUUGGUAGCCAUUAUAUGUCACCACGGUACAGCUGGAGGUGGCCACUAUACAGCUUAUUGUUUAAACCACCUGAAUGACCAGUGGUACGAGUUUGAUGACCAGUAUGUUACAGAAGUUGAUGUAGACCAAGUACAGAACUGUGAAGCUUAUGUUCUUUUUUAUAGAAAAUCCAACAAAAACAUUGAAAGUCUGCGGCAGAAAGUGUUUGACACAAGGGAAGUCAGCCUUUUGAAAUUCUACAUUAGUAAACAGUGGCUGUGUCGUUUUCAAACUUUUGCUGAACCUGGACCAAUUAGUAAUAGGGAUUUUCUUUGUAAACAUGGUGGCAUGCCUCCUGGUAAGUUUCAAAUGAAACAAAAUCUUUGUCAAGAAAUUCCUCAGUCCAUGUGGGAGAUCUUGUAUAACAGAUUUGGUGGAGGGCCUGUGUGUAAUCAUCUGUCUGCUUGUCAGAUCUGUCAAAGUGAAUAUGAUUUGAUUGAUCAGAGACAAAACAUGGAAAGUGAAGCUUUUAAUAAGUUAAGUAAAGAAUUUGAAGAAGAAAAACAGUCAACAGCAGUGUAUGCUAUAAGCAUGGCAUGGAUCAAAGAAUGGCAAGCUUUUGUAUCCAAAAGAACCCAGAUUGCGCCUGGUCCCAUAGACAACCAUCGUAUCACUGUGUACAAGAAUUCUUUGCCUACAUUACGUCACACAUCAGAAUAUGUGAACAUAUCAAAGGCUAUGUGGUUAUUCCUGCACCAGAUUUAUGGAGGUGGUCCUGAGCUCAUUCUUUCCCAGUCCACCAGCAAGCCCACCCCCUCACCUAAUACAGCCUCAUCUAAAGCAGCUCCACUUAACAACUCAAUAAAGGCAUCUGCUACUUCAUCUUGUUCCACCAACAUAACUGAGCCCUGUACCGCAGCGCAGUGCCUUGAACAGGAGAAAAAAAUGGAUGCAGUUUGCUUUGCUAAACAAGACGUGCACAGCAAAAUUGUAUCACUUGAUGGUAGCAAAGAGGAGUCGAUGCAAGUGCAAAAUAAAUCUAUUCAAGAUCAGUCCCUACUGCUUCAGAACAAAUGUGCACAAGAUGAUGGUAUUGUUACGCAAAAUGAUAAUAAAUCUUUACACUUUGAGAAUAAGUCCACAAGUACGAAUGAUUCUUCCCAAGAUAAAAGUGUACAUGGGGAGACACGAUGUGAACAAGAAAAGAUCAAAUGUAUUCCAGAUGAGACUAAUCCUAGUGUUAGUCAGGUCUCACAAGUAGUUAGGAAUUCCACCUUGACACCUGUGCAUUCUUUGGCAGAUAGUUUAAUGGGGCACCCUACAGGGAGACAUGAAACAAAACUGGACGGUACCCAGUGGACAAGUCUACAAACUACUGACCAGAAAAGUUGUAUAUCUAAUUCUGUAGUUAGUCCUGUGCCUAUCGUUGACCUGUCUGGCUCUUUGAAUCCAAUAGUAGAUCACUUGAAUAGUAAACCUAGUUCUGUGGUUAGUUCUAAACUUGAUCUUGUUAUUACAGAAGUACCAGUAGCUCAGUUGGAUGCUACAGUUGAUGUUCCCUCAGUUCUAACAGCUACGGGCAGAAAGAAAAAGGCAAGAAAAAACAAACCAAUGAACACAACUAAACUAUAAAAGUUCAUGGAAACUAAUUGACACGUGUGUACGCUUGACAAUUGUUACCAAUUCUUUUUUGACAACAUUCACACAUUUAUUUUUGUGAUGGCUUUAUUAUGCUAUUUAUUAUAUUAGGAGUUGAGACAACUGUUUUCCUGUCUUUCAUCCAACCACUUGCAACUAAUGUCAUCUCAUCGAGAGUUUUUAUUUCAGUGCAAAUGAAAAUAUAAAAUUUUACAAGUUUUAACCAUGUUAAGCUUUUUUUUUUAAUUAUUUAUCCAAUCAACUGCAGCUAAAUGAAGGCACAGCUAAGACUUGUAAAUAAUUAGGUUACAUGAAUGUGUGAUAUGUGUGUGAUUACAUGUUAAUUCAAAUGACAAAUCCAAGAACUGACAGUUCAAUAUAUUGACAUUGCAUUUCACAACCUUGAGACAUCGGUUCUUUAAUUACUUAAAAUUAAUUAAGCUACUGUUGUCCGCAAGAUGCAGCUAAUCUUCUAAUAUUGUAUUCCACAUUUAUUAGCAAAGCUUUUAAAAUAACAAAUGUGAUUAAUUUGUUUUAUCAGCAGAGUUUCUUGUAUGUCCUAGUUUUGAAUGGAUGUUCCACUGUAAUAGAACACUGCCAACCAAACAAGUAAACAAUAUCUAUGAUUUUUUAGUCUUUAUAGAAAUGACAUUAAUAAUGUGUCAACUGAUAUGGAAAAAUAUAAGGUUAUUUUUUUUUUAUGUAUACAAGCAUGGUCUGAAAUGCUUUUGACCUAACAAUGAAAUGUUUUCUUCCAAUAAAAUUUCAUUUCUCUUCAUAAUUUUUUUGUUUGAUCUAUGCACUCUUCUCACCCUUCCACC
Molecule: messenger RNA, 4053 nt
Organism: Biomphalaria glabrata
Lineage: Eukaryota; Metazoa; Mollusca; Gastropoda; Planorbidae
Product: ubiquitin carboxyl-terminal hydrolase 20-like
Exons: 21
Coding region: 164-3226 (1020 amino acids)
Biological process (GO): protein deubiquitination
Molecular function (GO): cysteine-type deubiquitinase activity
Source: RefSeq, a predicted model, not a curated record